Molecule: messenger RNA, 620 nt
Organism: Fukomys damarensis (Damara mole-rat)
Lineage: Eukaryota; Metazoa; Chordata; Mammalia; Rodentia; Bathyergidae
Gene: Tssk4
Product: testis specific serine kinase 4
Exons: 4
Coding region: 60-620 (186 amino acids)
Biological process (GO): protein phosphorylation
Molecular function (GO): protein kinase activity; ATP binding
Source: RefSeq, a predicted model, not a curated record
CUGUGGCUCAAGGCAUUGUCCUCUCAGGACACAGGCUUCUAAGGAGCAAGCCUGACACUAUGGGGAAGGGAGACAGCACGGAGGCAGUACCAAACACCACAUCGUAUCGCUCUGUCCUGGAGGAGUACAAUUACAAGGUGGGCAAGGUCAUUGGCACUGGCUCCUACGGGACCGUGUAUGAGGCUUACCACACAAAGCAGAAGGUCACGGUGGCUAUCAAGAUCAUCUCCAAGAAGAAAGCCUCUGACGACUACCUUAACAAGUUCCUACCCCGUGAGUUACAGGUAAUGAAAGUCUUGCGGCACAAGUACCUCAUCAGCUUCUAUCAGGCCAUUGAGACCACAUCUCGAGUGUACGUCAUUUUGGAGCUGGCUCAGGGUGGUGACGUCCUUGAAUGGAUCCAGCGCUACGGGGCCUGCUCUGAGCCCCUUGCUGGCAAGUGGUUCUCCCAGAUGACCCUGGGCAUCGCCUACCUGCACAGCAAGGGCAUCGUGCACCGGGACUUAAAGUUGGAAAACCUGUUACUGGACAACCAGGACAAUGUGAAGAUUUCAGACUUUGGCUUUGCCAAGAUGGUGCCUCCUAACCAGUCUGGUCAUAAAAACAGCCUUAUGAUCUGA